AUGCCUCCUUUAUUAACGGAGGUGAAGCCGGCGGGUUACCGCCCUCAGUUACGCGUCUGCUAUCUUUGCGGUCAGCAGUUCGGUAGCGCCUCCAUUGGCAUUCAUGUUCCCCAGUGCUACCAGAAGAAGCUCAGUCAGUGGGAAGUGACGGACCCGGCUGUGCGAGGCCCAAAGCCCAAGCACCCCGACAUGGUCAAGUGGAAAGGCGGCAACGGUGCCUCGGUUGAGGCUAUCAAUAGAGAACAAUAUCAGGAGUUCAACUCCCAGCUAGUCGCGUGUCCGCACUGCGCCCGCACUUUUCUGCCGGACCGGCUGCCGGUGCACCUGCGCGGCUGCAGAGGUGACGGCAAGGUUGGUGUCCCGUCGUCUAAAGCGAAGGCGGACGGGGGCGGAGGCAGCACACCAGGAGGCGGCAAACACAAAAGCGAGCCGCGGCGCGCGGCUGGAUGCCGGUCGCUCUCCCCCGGCCCCCCGCUUCUCCCGACGUGUUACCUGUGCGGACAGCAGUUCGGCACCGCCUCCAUCGGGAUCCACGUGCCGCAGUGCUACGAAAAGAAGCUGGCACAGUGGCAGAACGCCGACCCACACUCGCGUGGCCACCCUCCGAAGCACCCCGACACGGUGAAUUGGCGCGGCCGUCCCGGCGCCUCACCGCGCGAGCAGGCCGAGGAGCAGUUUCAGGAGUUCAUGAACAACCUAGAGGAGUGCCCCAACUGCAGUCGCAGAUUCUUGCCAGAGCGACUAGUGGUGCACUUGCGCUCUUGCCGCCCCGACAAUCCACCCAAACCAACCUCUCCGCGCAAGGCAAAGACGGGUGGGGGCGCCAGAUGUCCUACGCCCACAACGGCGACAACACCAGCAGACACUGCAGCCACAAAGGCUAGCAUCGGUGGCCAGACACCGCGCAGUGAGAAGCAGCAGCGGAAGCAAGAGCCGCCGACUUCCUCCGCCGGCGAGGACUGGAUUCACCCGAAGCGCAACCGGCUCACUCGCCACUCUACCCUCCCCACCGAGAGCCGCGUGUGUCCGCAGUGCGAUGCAGUAGAGUACGACGCUGAUGCAAAGUUCUGUCGCGAUUGCGGCCACAACUUCGUGCCCAAGCCGCUGUCCAACUCGUGCCAGCACUGUGGAGAGCGCAUCCCGCAUGGCUCGCGGUUUUGCGGAACGUGUGGGCAGCCCGUUCAAGGCGCGUCAGCGCAUGAGCUUACUCCAGGCGGUCCGAACAAGCAUGCGUCAACGGUGCGCCGCGUCGUGUGCCCGGCGUGCGAGGCGAUCAGCGACGCCGACGGCAACUUUUGCGACAACUGCGGCGCCGCGCUUGGUGAUGCCGAUCUCACCCCAGCCCCUGCAGCAGCAGGAGCAGCUGCGACGCCUCCUUCCACCCGUGCGGGAGGUUCUACUGAGCACAAGGCGGUGCUUUAUUGCGCGAAGUGCAAGGAGACUGUAGAGGACACAACGGCUGUUUUUUGCGAGGACUGCGGAGGGCGACUAGAGGCAUUGAAGGUGCUCACCACGAAAGACGAUGGUCCGCCUCUUCGCGCUGAUGGCACACUACCGCCAUCCGAUGUUGCACGCCUGAAGGUGGCGAGGGCAAGCACGCCACAGCGGCCCUCCGCGAGCGAACCAGCCAAAACCGUCACAACGCCGGUGGCCAGCUCUGUUGCACCCGCCCGACCCCAAACGCGUAACGCCUGCACCCCUAUAGAAGAACACACUGAUGAAUUCCCUGCAUACGCUGAAGACGACCUGGUGCGGGUGCCUUGCAGUCACUGUGGUCGCCAGUUUGCCUCAGAGUCUCUGGCAAAGCAUGAGCGCAUCUGCUGCUCGCAGAAGAAGCGACGCGUCUUCAAUGCAACAAAGCAGCGGCUGCCAGAGGGGGCCACUGCCGCAGCCAAGCCCUCUGCCGGGUCGCAGCCGGCUGCCCCGAAGCGCGAUUGGAAGGCGGAGAGUGAAUCGUUUCGGCGCGCACUGCGCGAGGCUCGGCAGGUGGAUCAAGUCUUGAAAGCAGGCGGAACCGCCAAGGACUUGCCACCACCAACGUACUCGACGAAUCCCGAUUACGUGCCCUGUCCCCACUGCCAGCGCCGCUUUGCGCCAGACGUCGCGGCGCGUCACAUUCCGCGAUGCGCGAACACAGUCAACCGCCCAAAGCCACCCCCACGUCGUCGUUGA
Leishmania major strain Friedlin is the source of this 2172-nucleotide messenger RNA. RefSeq lists its product as hypothetical. NCBI's taxonomy places the organism in Eukaryota, Euglenozoa, Kinetoplastea, Trypanosomatida, Trypanosomatidae. The record is from RefSeq and is a predicted model, not a curated record. Bases 1 to 2172 code for a protein of 723 amino acids. The transcript has a single exon.